This is a messenger RNA of Papaver somniferum (opium poppy), 1258 nucleotides long. RefSeq names its product annexin-like protein RJ4. The record is from RefSeq and is a predicted model, not a curated record. Gene Ontology annotation, cellular component: cytoplasm. The coding region runs from base 86 to 1027 and encodes 313 amino acids. NCBI's taxonomy places the organism in Eukaryota, Viridiplantae, Streptophyta, Magnoliopsida, Ranunculales, Papaveraceae. The transcript has 5 exons. Gene Ontology annotation, molecular function: calcium ion binding; calcium-dependent phospholipid binding.
AUAUAUCUAAAGUCUAAACACAACAUCUUAAUCCAUUUUCAUUUCUCUGAAAUUUUCAUAAUCUUUUCUGAUAAUCAAACAAAAAAUGGCUACCAUUGUUGUUCAUGAAUCAGUUCCUUCUCCUACGGAAGAUGCUGAGGCCGUCAUGAAUGCUGUUAAAGGGUGGGGUACAAAUGAGAAAGCUCUUUUUGAAGUUUUAGCACAUAGAAAUGCAGCACAAAGGCAAGCAAUAAGACACGCUUAUCAAGAACAUUAUCAUGAGGAUCUGAUCAAAAGGCUGGAAUCUGAAUUGCACGGGCAUCUUGAGAAAGCGAUGUACCGAUGGAUGUUGGAACCACUCGACUGUGAUGCCGUCUUAGCUAACGUUGCGUUGAAAAAACAUUCACCGGAUUACCCCGUUAUCAUCGAAUUGGCAUGUGUGAAAGACCCUGAGGAGUUUUUAGCUGUAAAACGUGCUUAUCAAUGGCGGUACAAACAUUCUCUGGAAGAAGACGUUGCCUCCCACUCAUCAGGGGACCUCCGUAAGCUCUUGUUUGCAAUAGCAAGUACAUUUAAGUACAAUGGUUACGAAAUAGAUGCACAUCUAGCAAAGGCAGAGUCACAUAUUCUUCACGAAUUGAUCGAGAACAAAGCCUAUAAUGAUGACGAAUUUAUCAGGAUUUUUGCAACAAGGAGCAAUGCUCAGCUAAAUGCUACUUUCAAUAUUUUUAAAGAUGAUUAUGGCAUUUCUAUUGCAAAGAGCUUAUUGGAAGAGCCAGCUACUGAGUAUUUGUCAGCCUUGCGCACUGUGAUUCACUGCAUAACUGAUCCUAUUAAGUACUUUGUCAAGGUGCUGCGGGACGCCAUUCAUCAACAUGGUACAGAUGAAGAUACCCUAACUAGGAUUAUCGUAACACAUGCAGAGAGGGACUUGAGGUUGAUUAAGGAAAAGUAUUAUGAGAGAGACAACAUAACUCUUGAAACUGCAGUAGUAAGGGAGACUUCAGGGGAUUAUGAGACCUUCCUCCUAGCUCUACUUGGUAACUAAUGAACGAACUCGAUCACAACCCCGCCAAGAUCCUUAUCAGUACUGCUUCGUGCAAAUGCUUAUGUAAUUCCCGUUCAUUUGAUUUGUGUUGCUUUUGUUAGGUGUGUUUACAUUUGUGAUGGUACCGGAUGGCUUGAUGUUGUUACCGUAUCUAUUGGUUGUAUAUUCAUGGUCUGGUGGUUUUGCUUCUAAAUUUGACUAGCUCUUACUCCAAGUCUUAUUUCUAUGUCA